Talaromyces marneffei is the source of this 918-nucleotide messenger RNA. RefSeq lists its product as uncharacterized. Bases 1 to 918 code for a protein of 305 amino acids. Lineage: Eukaryota; Fungi; Ascomycota; Eurotiomycetes; Eurotiales; Trichocomaceae. Gene Ontology annotation, molecular function: copper chaperone activity; copper ion binding. The record is from RefSeq and is a predicted model, not a curated record. Gene Ontology annotation, cellular component: mitochondrial inner membrane. The transcript is spliced from 2 exons. Gene Ontology annotation, biological process: mitochondrial respiratory chain complex IV assembly; intracellular copper ion homeostasis.
AUGGCUUCCUCUUUCACAUCCCUGACCAAAUCCAUGGGUAGGACGGGCCGCCUCUAUGCGCUCGCCGCACCAAAACUCUCCUCUUCGUCGACAUCCUACCUCUCACGCUCAUCGAUAUCACAAGCCGCAUUCCGCCUUCAACGUCAGACUCAAUCACAGCAAUUCCGCAAUGGAUUCCCAUCUUCAACGACAAGAUCCUUCUCAACGACAUCCGCCCGACCAGCAAAAACAAUCCAACAGAUGAAAUCGCGACACCGCACGGGUCCAUUCUCAUGGAAAGCGGCCUUACUAUUCGUCCUCACCGGCGCGGGUAUGAUCAUCUACUUUCGAGUCGAAAAGGCUCGUCUGGAACGCAAACGAAUCACGGAGAUGAGCAAGGGAGUCGGAAAACCCAAGGUUGGGGGCCCGUUUGUGCUCAAGGAUUUGGAUGGGAAGGAGUUUACGGCGGAGGAUUUGAAGGGGAAGUAUAGCUUUGUAUACUUUGGCUUCACGCACUGCCCCGAUAUCUGCCCUGACGAACUCGACAAAAUGGCCGCUAUAAUCGACAAGGUCAAAGAAGGCUCCAACGGCGCCGAAGUCAUGCGUCCCGUAUUUAUUACCUGCGAUCCCGCGCGCGACACCCCCGAAGUCUUGAAGAAAUAUCUUGCCGAAUUCCACCCCGACAUCAUCGGCCUAACAGGCACAUACCAGCAAGUGAAACAAGUCUGCAAAGCAUAUCGAGUGUAUUUCAGUACACCGGAGAAUGUGAAGCCCGGAGAAGAUUAUUUGGUGGACCAUAGUAUUUAUUUUUACCUGAUGGAUCCUGAGGGCGAUUUUGUGGAGUGUGUGGGCAGACAGGAUACGCCGGAGAGUGCGACGAGGUUGAUUUUGGAUCACGUGCAGGAUUGGAAGAGGGAGGGAAAGAAGUUGGACGCCUAG